Messenger RNA from Maniola jurtina (meadow brown), 2888 nucleotides. It is a transcript of the gene AP-1sigma, whose product is annotated as AP-1 complex subunit sigma-2. Bases 151 to 624 code for a protein of 157 amino acids. Lineage: Eukaryota; Metazoa; Arthropoda; Insecta; Lepidoptera; Nymphalidae. The record is from RefSeq and is a predicted model, not a curated record. Gene Ontology annotation, molecular function: clathrin-cargo adaptor activity. Gene Ontology annotation, cellular component: membrane coat; intracellular membrane-bounded organelle; AP-1 adaptor complex. Gene Ontology annotation, biological process: vesicle-mediated transport; intracellular protein transport. The transcript has 5 exons.
GAUUUGUGUACUCAGGAAAAAUGGAUUGAGUAUUCUUUUAGCUUUCUUUGUUGUCUUUUAAUAAUGUGAAUACAGUAAACGUACUUCCAAUUAAUAUUAUUGCCACAAAGAAAUAACGUGUAACAUUAGGGCACUACAAAGUUUAGCAAAAUGAUGCAAUUCAUGCUGCUGUUUAGCCGCCAGGGCAAGCUGCGGCUGCAGAAGUGGUAUGUGGCGCACCCUGACAAGCUAAAGAAAAAGAUCACGCGCGAGCUCAUCACCACAGUGCUGGCGCGCAAGCCCAAGAUGUGCUCCUUCCUCGAGUGGAAGGAUGUCAAAGUGGUUUAUAAGAGGUAUGCGUCUCUGUACUUCUGCUGUGCUAUGGAGCAGGAGGAUAACGAGCUACUGACGCUGGAGCUCAUACACCGCUAUGUGGAGUUGCUCGACAAGUACUUUGGCAGUGUGUGCGAGCUGGACAUCAUCUUCAACUUCGAGAAGGCGUACUUCAUCCUGGAUGAGCUGGUGCUGGGCGGCGAGCUGCAGGAGACCAGCAAGAAGAACGUGCUCAAGGCCAUCGCGGCGCAGGACCUGCUGCAGGAGGAGGAGACUCCGCAGGGCUUCUUCGAGGACCACGGCCUCGGCUAAACCUGCCGACCCCGGCGAAGUGAAUAGCUAGUUUAGUGAUACUGCUUAGAGGCAAGGAAUACGGACUUUUUUUAAAUGACUAUAGAGCUCUGAGUUUUAAGUCUUAUAGUAUUCUGUGAUUCCACGAAUAAGCCACUGUGCGGCGAUUUUAAACGGUGCACAUUAGCCCCUGAACUCAAGGCAAGUUGCACUACAGAAAGUAAUCGUUAACUUAAACUAGGAAGAAACGUGGGUUACAAAAGACAAGUGGUAAAACAUUAAAGAACCCUGACUUACACAACCCAAAAAUACUUUUUUUUUGGUGGCCAAAGUUAACGGCAACCGCCUGUUGUACAACAACUAGCCCGAUAGUUUAAGACUAUGAAAUUUAGAAAAUUUGAGCAAACAAAGCAAAUAAAGUUAGAUAUUCUUGAAACAAAAGUUUAUCUAAAUAAUAACUAGGUCUGUAUUCUUUUCCUCUUAAGUAAAAUUUUGAUAUUCUACACUUUCAACCCUACGUUUUAUGCAUUCAUGUUCUGUUUAUAUUUUGACAAAUGUCCAGUCUACAAAGAUCUAUCAAUUUUAACUAUACAGUUGUUUAUACUAUAAGUUCAUUAAAAUUAUAUAAAUGUACUUAAUGCAAAAUUGUCCCAAUGUAUCAAUAUGCACUUAAAUUAACUAAAGUUAUAUUUUGCGUAGUCCAAAAAAUGUUUAGUGUAUUAAUUAAGAUCAUUAGUUACUAAGCGAUAGGUAAGUCAUAUUGUGAUUCUAAUUCUGUUGUUCACAAAACUGAAUUUUAUUUAUUUUAGUCCUGUGUAUUUUACCAAAACUAAAUCUAAUAUUAUGGUACUAGUUUUUAAUUUUGGUUUGAAUCGCUUUGGAAACUAACUAAUUUUAUAAACUUAGAUUUUAGUAAACUUUGGCAUUAGAUGUGCCAAAAAUUACCAACAAGUUAAGUUUGUUUACUUACUUAGUUUUUAAGUACCUACCUAAUUUGGAUAUGUGAAUUUUUUUAGAACUUAAAAUUUCAUACGUUCUCAGAGAAGUUUUAGUUUUGUUUACCACAGAAUUAGUGUUUACUUUCGCAUAAUUCCACACGCUUGUUCUAUUGUUAUAAUAUCAUGAUACUUAAGUACUUAAGUUUUAUUGUUAUAAUAUUUUAUAAAAUGACGGCAGCUUUAUUAUUAUUCCUGCUUAGUGCUAGGCACUCUGGUUUGUACUUAUUGGUCCUGGAUGAAUACUUAUCUCCUGUUUGAAACAAUCAAAUUCUUAGGCAAUCACUGACUGGUUCUGUUGCCCACAAUCUCUAAACUAAAAAAAAUUCAAGUCAGAAUCCCUGUCCCUUUCAUAACGCUCCCUGUGGAAAAGGAUAGCUCUAGAUUUAGACUUGUCAAUUUAGUUGAGUGAGAUUGUGUACGAAUUUCCAUUAUUCACCUUGUUUUGAUUCAAGGUAAACUAAAUAUCCGUUUACAUAAUGACGCAAAAUGGUUAGUUAAAUUUUUAGUUUUUAGGUCUCCUUACAUUCCUCUAUGCAUUAGCUGUAAAUCCUUUGUAGGAUUUAGGAAGUGCCAAAUGCCACUUUAUAUUUCCACUAUUGAAAUUAGAAAUACAGGUGUUUUAUUCUUUACAAUUUUAAAAUUCUAGUUGAAUUGUACAAAAAUCUUUAGAGGAAACCUAAUUCCACAGCUCAAAAACUAUUGCCAUCCUUUUCACAAUAUUCUCUGCGGAAAAAGACAUUAUUUUUACUAUUUUUACUCUUGUCAAUUUUAACUAAGAUUUGUGAUGGGCCAUAGCAGACAUGCUUUUAGCAUCAGUGUAAUUUAAUUUUGCUCGAUGAACUCUUCACUCUGCACACACAAUCUCGAGUUGCAGCAAAGAGGUCGAUUUUAUUAUUUCAAUACAGGGAUCGAAAGCAGAAAGUCUGCUAAGCACGAUCACUGAUGCUAAAAGGAACGUGUCUGCUAUGGCUCUAUUUAGACAUCUAUUUACUACAACCUACAUAGAAUUGUUGAAAAUGCUGUUUAUUGUUAUACAAUCUGUUUCACUGUAACAUACCUACUCGUACAUAGACGUAGAAUUCGUCGGAAUGAUACUAUGCAGUAUUAACUUUACUGCAGUUUCAGAUUUUCUCAUAUCUAAUUCCAUAUCGCAGAUAAGACUUAAUGAAACAAUAAGAUAGGUAUUGUGUUUAUCAUGGGCCUAAUUUACCUUGUCUUGUAUAUGUAUGAAGGUAAAAUUGCAUAAAUUAGAUUAACUAUUUUUAAAUAAAUAAAUUAUUAAGUAUU